Oncorhynchus nerka (sockeye salmon) is the source of this 2862-nucleotide messenger RNA. RefSeq names its product vascular endothelial growth factor A-A-like. Bases 667 to 1506 code for a protein of 279 amino acids. Gene Ontology annotation, biological process: response to hypoxia; positive regulation of protein phosphorylation; sprouting angiogenesis. The record is from RefSeq and is a predicted model, not a curated record. The transcript is spliced from 9 exons. Gene Ontology annotation, molecular function: growth factor activity; vascular endothelial growth factor receptor 1 binding; heparin binding. NCBI's taxonomy places the organism in Eukaryota, Metazoa, Chordata, Actinopteri, Salmoniformes, Salmonidae. Gene Ontology annotation, cellular component: membrane.
CCCUCUGUGCUGCACGACAAUUCGACAGUAUAUUCGCCGCUCGAGAGACGGAACCAGGGGGACAAGUUGUAGACCUCCAAAACUAUUUUACGGUGAUGCGUUAGCGACAGUAGGGUAGAUGAGAACUGGGAUCACUCAAACCAGGAGAACGCGAAAUUAAACCGCAUUUUAUGUCAUGUUUGGAAGUUUUGACAGAUCUCGUAAAACAGAGUAUAUUCUUUGAAUGUUAUUGUAAGCACAAUUCUGGGGUUGACAUACAGUAGGAGUGGGAGUUUCUGUAAUCGCAUGUUCCCCUUUUCCAAUGGACACUCAUUUGGAGACCCCUGGUACACCAAGUAGACCUAUGGAAUCACUUCUGUAAUGUGGAUUGCAAAUUUAUUUGAAAAAAAUAAAGGUCUACUUCAGAACGAUGUGAGAAGAUACGCGUCCUGGAUUUUCAUGUUUCUGGAUAUCUUAAAAAUUAUUGGCAACAGCUGAAAGUCGCUAUGCUCAAGGGAUUUCUGCUCAGGUGUCUUGCCUGCUCCGACCGUGGGACCAAAAUGGAUUUGACGCCACUGCAACCCCCCGUCCCCCAUUAACAGAAGUUCUAACAGUUCUUACAUUUUGUUAUUAACCUACGGUUUUAAAUUUGACAAAUGCUUUGGAAGAAAUCGCAAGACGACCCGCAUGGAUUUUAAAUCGACAUUUGCAUUUGGAAUUUCAAUCAUGAACUUUGUUGACAGUUUGAUAACCUUGUUUCUCCUGACGCUUCUGUAUUUGUCAGCUGUCAAGAGUGCCCACAUACCGAAAGAAGGAUGGAGGAUUUCGCAUGACGGCGCCCCAGGCUACAAUGUUUUUAGUGCUUCAGUGCAGAAGGUACCAAACUUUGUGGGGCUGAGAGAGGGAUUGAAAGAGGGAGUCAGUACAGAAGCAUACCAGAGCCACAGUGAGAGAGGAAAUGAGAGAGACACCUUGAUGGUGAUAUCCUUCAUGGAGGUGUACAAUAAGAGCCUAUGUCAGCCCAGGGAGCUGCUGGUAGAGAUCGCACAGGAGUACCCAGAGGAGGUAGAACAUAUCUUUAUCCCAUCCUGUGUGGUGCUGACGCGCUGCGCAGGCUGCUGCAACGAUGAGAUGCUAGAGUGCACGCCAACCUCCACGCAUAACAUGACCAUGGAGAUAAAAAGAAUAAAACCCCAAAGGCAAGAAAAUAAUAUCUUUAUGAGUUUUACAGAACACAGUGCGUGUGAAUGCAGGCCAAAGAAAGAAGUGAAAGAACAGAGACAAAAAAAACCCCGGAAAGGCAAGGGCAAAGGUCAAAAGAGAAAGCGAAAGAAAAACCAUGACCAAAAGAAUCGUGAAGCUCAGUGCGAGCCAUGUUGUGAUGGCUGUUCAGAGAGGAGGAAGCAGGGGUUCAUCCAGGACCCUCUGACCUGCCAGUGUUCCUGCAGAAACUCCAAUGCCCACUGCCGGGCGCGUUACCUGGAGCUCAACGAGAGGACCUGCAGAUGUGACAAGCCAAGAAGAUGAGCGGCCAAACUUCAGAUGAAAUGACAUGAUGGAAUAUUCACAAGAUGUUUCACAGCUCAGCACUUUGAACUUUAAACUCUAAGCUCAUUUUCUCUGUGGAAAGCAUUCCUCUGGACUGACUGAGAAACAGCGGAGAGAGAAAGAGAAAGAAAAUGAACAGACAGAAAAAUCAGCCCAAUGUAGAUCUGUAUAUACUAAAAGUACAGAUUUUUUAUUGCUGCUAAAAGAAAACUAACUAAAACCCAUCAUUAUAAAAAAGCAAACAGCUGUGUGGUUUUGUAUUUCACUGGCGUGUGACCGGACUGCAGUUUUGUUGUAAUUUCAUUUAUGCAAAUUCUUCACUGGAUAUAUAUGAGUGGUUAUGUGUCGAAUCAGAAACAACAACCUAGCUAUGUGGUACAUAAAUCAGCAGAAAAGAGGAGGAAGAGAAGAAGGGAGAAUAUUCUUGGAGGGAUGGAAAGUACUGACCCAUAGACUCCCGUUGCAGGAACCCAAUUGCAAUGGCAGGACAGCCAAUGGGAAAAUGGGGAUCUGUCCCUUUGACAAUUUAUUUUACCUGAAAGCACGUUCUAAAACUGAUGUGUAGAACUUGUGGAAUGCUAGAACUGUGUCUUUUGCUGCCCUUUCUAGCAGUGGAACUGGGUUUGGAGUGCCAUUAAUACUUCUAAAGGGAUACUGAUGAUUGAUUUUGAUAUACAUGGAAACCUCUAGAAACAACUGAUACUGUAGCUUGAUUCCAUUGAGAAACUGUGCCUCAAACUGUGCUGAUCACUUCAGAGUGAGAAAUCCUGAAUCUGCUUCUUAAAUUAUUUAUUUGUUUUCGGAGGGGAGGGGGAUGGUACGCUGUCUGCGGUUGAACUCAAUACAGAAUGCAAUAGUAUCGAUGGCAAGCUGUCUGUAUAUAUACUAUACAUACUUAAUAUCCCUUAUGUCAUAGUCCGCUAUAGAUAAUUUAUAAUGUUAGAGUAUUUUCAGUAUUCAGUCCUCUACCCGUAUUUAAUUUGAUCUAUUUAUAUAUACAGUGUUAUGUUCUUUUGGGUUUCCCCCCUCCCCGCUAUGUGAUGUCAUUAUCGUCUCCUCUCUGCCUAGCUACAAGGAGACACUGCUCUUGGCUUUUAUAAGAAAAGAAAAUCUUUAUGUAAACAUUCCUCAAAUGGAUCAUUUGUAUGGACGGCCUUUUUAAGGUGGGGGUGCUGCGUGUGAUUUUCACCCUGCUCGUGUGUGCGCGUGCGUGCGUGUGUGUGCGUGCGUGUGUGUGUGUGUGUGUGUGUGUGUGUGUGUUUUUAGAGGCAGAGUAGGCUUAUGCUUGUCUUGAGCUCCACCACGCAAAUAACAAUAAACCCUUGCUAAAAGAAA